Racocetra persica is the source of this 263-nucleotide messenger RNA. The record is from the annotation of a GenBank genome assembly. Lineage: Eukaryota; Fungi; Glomeromycota; Glomeromycetes; Diversisporales; Gigasporaceae.
CAAUGAUAUCCAUGUUUUAAACGCAACUGCAUUUUUUUGGCCGACUUGGAUGGAUGAGCACCUGGAGUUGGUGUACGAAUCAAAUAAUUAUAAUUUUUCUAACCAGUACAUCUAUCAUAUGUGGUCUAUGUUAAGCUAUGAUAAAUAUUUGCAAUAUAUGUCCCCGAAAUCGAUAAAAAGUGAAGAAACAAGCUUUAAUAGAGCUGGCGCGAAAAUUUCCACACCACACCCCAUUUUUGAUAUUUUCACACCACUGAACCUAG